AUGCCUGGUCUAGAGCGAAGUCUGAUAGAGCAUCGGUUGCCUAUUAAAAAAGGUUUCAAGCCCUACAAGCAACCUCCAAGGUGUAUGAGUCCUGAUUUAAUGCCUCAAAUCAAAGAGGAAAUUCAGAAACUUCUUAAAGUAGGUUUCAUCCGGCCUUUCCGUUAUGCAGAUUGGUUGGCCAACAUUGUUCCAGUGGUUAAAAAGAAUGGAAACAAAUCGGGUGCGGGUAUUUUGUUGAAAGGACCAGAUGGUCAAAGGGUCAAGUUACAGUUGCAAUUAGAAGCCAUGACCCAUAAUUCGGCAGAGUAUGAAGCUUUAAUCUUGGGAUUGGAAGCCUUAAUAGCCAGGAACAUUCAAUCCGUGAUUAUAAGAGGGGAAUCUCAAUUGGUAAUCAACCAGAUACAGGGAUACUGUAGGUCGGUUGCUAUCAAGAAUCUCCGAAGUGAUAAUUGA
Molecule: messenger RNA, 453 nt
Organism: Andrographis paniculata
Lineage: Eukaryota; Viridiplantae; Streptophyta; Magnoliopsida; Lamiales; Acanthaceae
Exons: 3
Coding region: 1-453 (150 amino acids)
Molecular function (GO): RNA-DNA hybrid ribonuclease activity; nucleic acid binding
Source: RefSeq, a predicted model, not a curated record